Molecule: messenger RNA, 488 nt
Organism: Prorocentrum cordatum
Lineage: Eukaryota; Dinophyceae; Prorocentrales; Prorocentraceae
Source: the annotation of a GenBank genome assembly
UCAUCGAUCGGGGCUCUCCGAGGCCGCCCUGUCUCGAAGCGAUGUCCCCCGAGGGCAGCGCCCCGUGCCUCUCCCCCGACGCGGUCGGCGCGGCCAGCCCGGCCGCAGCCGAUGCUGAGGGCGCCGCUCUGAGCGGCGGGCGAGGAGGCGGAAGCCCACGCGCAGCGACGCAGCCGGCGGCGGAAGAGGUCCAGGAUGCGCUGAAGAGGAUCGAGGAGACCCAGGCCUGGGCGACGCGGCUGGUCGCGGGCACCACCUCGUUCGACCAGACGUGGGCCGACUUCCAGGCGAAGUUCGACCGCCUGUUCGAGCUGGGGGCCAAGAAGCUGGCGGGCCACCAGGAGGAGCAGCCCGCUCGCCCCGCGGAGGCCGUCGGACCGCUCCGCGUGGCGCAGGCCCUGCGCCGGGCCGCGCGGACCGUGGUGCUGACCGGCGCGGGCGUCUCCGCCGAGGGCCGGGGCCCCGCAGGCGGGCGGUGCCUUCUGUAG